Molecule: messenger RNA, 824 nt
Organism: Cajanus cajan (pigeon pea)
Lineage: Eukaryota; Viridiplantae; Streptophyta; Magnoliopsida; Fabales; Fabaceae
Product: protein FAR1-RELATED SEQUENCE 3
Source: RefSeq, a predicted model, not a curated record
AUGGCAGCACAACAGCCAGGUGCACCACAACGGUUCUCUAAGGAGCGGCAAGAUACCACUCCACUACCCCCACAAUUGUGGUCCUAUCACCCACGAUUGUGUGGCGCAAAGGCGAAAACGGAGAAGAGAGUGGUGCAAGGGAACACUGGAGCUUAUGGUGCGGACCCUCUGCUCAAUUCCCAAUUCCCAAUUCUCAGGCGUGCCUACGCUCGCUCCUCAGAAGCUGUGCGCACCACAGCAACCGUGAUCGCCGCCACAGCGAACGUUGCUUCUUCGAUGCCUUCCCCAUCCCAAACACCACCGUCGCCGUCGCUUCCCUGCUUCCACUGUCACGCCCUUCCUCCUUCUCACAAUCUCGAAGACCUCCCUUGCCUCCAAUCAAUGACAUGGACCAUGGAGAAUCGUCGCUCAUCCCCUGCAGAUAAAGUCGCUAUAAUCACCCUUAAGCUGCAUGAUUAUAGCAAAUCUCCAUCAGGUGAAACUGAGGUUAAGUUUCAGCUCACAAGAGACACACUUGAAGCUAUGCUGAGAUCCAUGACAUACAUCAGGGAACAACUAAAUGCUGUUGGGACUUCUUCCGGGCCCGCAAGCAAGAAACAAAAGCAGUAGCUUGUUUUCCAGUAGCUCCCAAGUCAUGAUACUUCAUAUAUUAAGAUAAAUAUCUUGUACUUCUAAACAACGAUAAUAAAAAAUAGAGCUAGUAAAAGAAAUGAUAACUCGGAUGUAUGUUGUAAUGGCAUUUGCCUUUUGAAUAUAUAUUCGAUGUUAUAACUGAUUUUAGUCCCUAUAUUUCUUUGAUGAAUGCCAUUAAGUAACCUUCGUUA